Eutrema salsugineum is the source of this 669-nucleotide messenger RNA. RefSeq lists its product as uncharacterized. NCBI's taxonomy places the organism in Eukaryota, Viridiplantae, Streptophyta, Magnoliopsida, Brassicales, Brassicaceae. The transcript has a single exon. The coding region runs from base 163 to 486 and encodes 107 amino acids. The record is from RefSeq and is a predicted model, not a curated record.
AUGCCCCAUGCAUCGUAGUUCACAUCCUUACUCAACUCCUUAACCCAGAGAUAAUAAUAGUAAUAAGGCCAACCCUAUAUAUAAUCCAUAAGACCAUAAUCUCCUAUAUAUACACGUAUCAAUUAGUGCAAGCAUUUGGCAACCAAGAAAGAUUGAAAAAAAAUGGGAAAUAUUCUAAGGAGAAGCAGCGCUGUACACCCGGCUUCCGGCGAAGGGAUGAGAGGAGGAUACGUGGCGGACGCGGUGGCCGGAGAGAAGAAGGGUCGUUUAAGGAUUAAAGUGAGGAUGAGAAGAGAUAAAUUCGAAGAGCUUUUGUAUUUGGCAAGUCGUGGUGGUUGUGAUCAAUCAGACGGUGGUAAUAAGAUUGGUUUCUUGAUUCUUAAAGAAUGUAUGGAAGGUCGCUUGCCAGCGAGUGUUCUUGGCUCCGAUGACGAUGUUUGGUCUCAACGGUGUGGAAAUUUCUUGGUGUCUCGAAGAUUGGGUUAAAUCAUAGAGGAAUAAAUUAAUCGAUAUAUGUCUCUUCAAUAUAGAUAGAUAAAUAUAUACUAUAUACACUUCUUCUUUUUGGUUAAACGGCCUUCUGAUAUACUAUAGUCUAUAGUUUUCUAGAUCAUUAUCAUAAAUAUUAGGCUAAAGAAAACAGGAGCUCCCUCUUAUUUAAAAAAGUCA